Messenger RNA from Nicotiana attenuata, 1020 nucleotides. RefSeq lists its product as uncharacterized. The coding region runs from base 1 to 1020 and encodes 339 amino acids. Lineage: Eukaryota; Viridiplantae; Streptophyta; Magnoliopsida; Solanales; Solanaceae. The record is from RefSeq and is a predicted model, not a curated record. Gene Ontology annotation, molecular function: RNA-DNA hybrid ribonuclease activity; nucleic acid binding. The transcript is spliced from 4 exons.
AUGGCUACAAUUGAAGCUAUGCAGAUUAGGUUGAGGCCCUUGGUUCAAGAUACUCCUGUGUGGACUGCCAAUGAGAAAGGAGCAUUCUCCGUAGCCUCAGCUUGGAAUAUAUUCAGGAAAGUGCCCUUCAAGAUGUGUUUUACUGUAUGGAGAGCAUUGAGAGACAGAUUGCCGACUGAUGCUAGGAAUAUAUGGAGGAUUAUAUGUGGUGUUAAGGGAAUUCCCUUUACAGGGGUGUCUUUUCGAAUGUUACUUGUCAAUUGGUGGAAAGCAAAGACAAAGAAUCCUGUUGAAGCAUGCUUGAUAAACUGUUUACCAAUCGUCACAACAUGGGAAAUUUGGAAAGCUAUAUGUGGAGUUAAAUAUGGCUCUGAAAGACUCAAUAUAGUUAACACCCAGUUCCCAAAAUUCAACACCAAGCCUAUUAGGAGCAGCGUCUGCCAUCUAUUCAACAUUAAUAUUGGAUUCAAGAAGACCAUCAUUACCAAGUGGAACAAACCUCCAGCAUUUUUUGUGAAAUUAAACUCAGAUGGAAGCUGUAAAAAUGGUCUAUGUGGAGGAGGAGGAGUUAUGGACAAUUUGGGAUGCUUGAUUGCUGCGUUCACUAUUAAUUUAGGCCCUGGAACUAGCAAUUGGACAGAAGCACAGUCACUGUUGUUUGGCAUCAAAUGGUGUAUUAACAAUGGUUUACAUUGUAUCUUGGUAAAGACCGAUUCAAAGCUAUUAGUGGAUUGCCUUAAUGGGAACAAUUGUGUCCCAUGGAGAAUUUCAGAUGAGAUUAAUGAGCUUAGAAGUCUAAGGGAACAAACAAUUUUUAAUUUGAAUCACUGCUUCAGGGAAAGCAACCAAGUUGCGGAUAAAUUAGCUUCUUUAAGCCAUGAGUCUUUACAAAAUCAACUCUUCCAUAAUUUUGAUGAGGUACCAAGGCAGGUCAGAGGCAUAAUGAACAUGGACAAAUGGAGCUUACUUGCUUUUCGAGUUGUUGAUAAAAGAACAUAUAUUACCUUUGAGCCACCAUGA